AUGGUUGACUCUUUCAUCCUCGACGACCGUAGCGAGGGAGUCACCGGCACCGGCUGGUUGACGGGCUCGUACAAGUAUUGUGAAGAUGCGAACGGGGGAGGCCUUUCGUGGCACCACGACGAUGGCCAGAACAAGGGCCGUGUCAGCGCCGUUUACUCCUUGAGCGGCCGCAACACGUCCGGCUGCUUCGCCGUCUCCGAGUGGCACCCUGGCGGCGAGUCCUGCUCGAGAUACCUGCCGAGUCGCGUCCCAAUCACUCUGACGCAUGGUAGCCCGGCUGACCCGACCGUCACGCACGUCUUCAUUGAUCAGUCACAUAACGGCGGGGGCUGGAACCCGCUCGGCUUCUUCUACUUCGCCCAAGGCUUUGGGCAGGUCGUCUCCUCAAACGCUGGGACCGACCAGUGCGACCGCAGCGUCUGCUAUUGGGUCACCGACGCGUUCAAGUUUGAGCGGGCUCCGAGCGACGCUUGCCUCGCCAACCCGCCGCCCCCGCCCGCCGGUCCUCGGCCAGACGCGUCAGCCAGAGCGUGCUGCGACCCGACGAUGGCCGAACGGUUUGGUGGCUCGCGAAUCGUCACGCUCCUCUCCUGCCUGGUGGUCUUUGCGAUGAUCGCACUCCUCGCGAGGCGCUGGCUGCGCAGGCGCCGCCGCGCUGCAGGCGGCGGCACGAGCGGUGGCGCCGGUGGCGGAGGCGGUGGCGGAAGCGGAGGCGGAGGCGGAGGCGGCGCCACAGAGCUCGAGCUGUCUACGGCGGUCGCAGCGCUGCCGACGGCGAGCUGUGCGGCGGGCGAGACGGGCGAGGAUUGCGCAAUCUGCUUAUGCGCUUUUGCCGAAGGAGAGAAGGCGACCACGCUGCCAUGUGGGCACCGAUACCAUACGGCUUGCAUUGAGACGUGGCUGCUCGGGCGCGGCGGCGGCGGCCAGGGUCCAAACAUGUGCCCGCUCUGCAAGGCCCCAGUCGUCAUCGUCAUCGGCUCCGGCGAUGCUUCGCCUUUGGGCCGCGUGAGAGGCUUGGCACUCCCGACUGCGAGCCGCCGGGUGAUGCUCGCAGCGGCCCCCUCCGUGAGGGCCGGUAGUGACGCUGGUGGUGCAGCGGUGUAG
Molecule: messenger RNA, 1104 nt
Organism: Emiliania huxleyi CCMP1516
Lineage: Eukaryota; Haptophyta; Isochrysidales; Noelaerhabdaceae
Exons: 2
Coding region: 1-1104 (367 amino acids)
Source: RefSeq, a predicted model, not a curated record